Diaporthe amygdali is the source of this 1749-nucleotide messenger RNA. RefSeq names its product cmgc srpk protein kinase. Gene Ontology annotation, molecular function: protein kinase activity; ATP binding. The transcript has 5 exons. Lineage: Eukaryota; Fungi; Ascomycota; Sordariomycetes; Diaporthales; Diaporthaceae. The coding region runs from base 1 to 1749 and encodes 582 amino acids. Gene Ontology annotation, biological process: regulation of mRNA processing; protein phosphorylation; spliceosomal complex assembly. The record is from RefSeq and is a predicted model, not a curated record.
AUGCAAGCGUCCCCCACCUCCUCCUCCUCCCCAGAGGACGCCGCCGAGAACACAGCCGACGAGGAGGAUUCCGAGGACUACUGCAAGGGAGGAUACCACCCAGUCUCCAUUGGCGAAAAGUUCAAGGAUGGCAAGUACACUGUCGUGCGCAAGCUGGGCUGGGGCCAUUUCUCCACCGUCUGGCUGUCGCGCGACAACACCACCGGCAAGCACGUCGCCCUCAAGGUCGUGCGCUCCGCCGCACACUACACCGAGACCGCCAUCGACGAGAUCAAGCUCCUCCAGAAGAUCGUCACCGCGAAGCCUGACCACCCCGGCCGGAAACACGUCGUCAGCCUACUCGACUCCUUCGAACACAAAGGCCCCAAUGGCACACACGUCUGCAUGGUUUUCGAGGUUCUGGGCGAGAACCUGUUGGGCUUGAUCAAGAAGUGGAACCAUCGUGGCAUACCCAUGCCGCUGGUUAAGCAGAUCACGAAACAAGUGCUGUUGGGGCUCGACUACCUCCACCGAGAGUGCGGCAUCAUUCACACCGACCUCAAGCCCGAGAACGUCUUGAUUGAGAUUGGCGACGUCGAGCAGAUUGUCAAAAAGGUUGUCAAGAGCGAGCCGUCGGAUAAGGAGAACAAUCGCAACGGCCGGAGGAGACGUAGGACAUUGAUCACCGGCAGUCAGCCAUUACCGUCACCACUCAACGCAUCCUUCAACCACAACAAUCUAUUCCCAUCAACAAAUUCGCACUCAAGCCUUGGCCAGAUGCUGAAUGAAGGCAACAAAACAAAAGAAACGUCACCCACAGACGACAAGCAGAAACAGCGGGAAAAGACAGCGGAUCUCCUUACGAAAGAAGUAUCCGGCAUCUCCCUGGACAAGUCUUCCAAUUCAUCAUCAUCCUCGACCGGCGAAAAGCGCAAGGCUGAAGACUUCGGCCUGGAUAAUGUAAUCAGUGUUAAGAUUGCGGACCUGGGCAACGCGUGCUGGGUAAACCACCAUUUCACAAACGACAUCCAGACGAGGCAAUACCGGUCACCAGAGGUAAUUCUGGGUUCAAAAUGGGGGGCAAGCACAGAUGUUUGGAGUAUGGCUGCCAUGGUUUUCGAGCUCAUUACUGGCGAUUAUCUCUUCGACCCUCAAUCCGGCACUAAGUAUGGCAAGGAUGACGAUCAUAUAGCCCAGAUAAUAGAGUUAAUGGGGCCAUUCCCGAAGUCACUAUGCCUGUCGGGCAAGUGGUCGCAGGAGAUAUUCAACCGCAAAGGCGAGCUGCGGAACAUUCACCGUUUGCGCCACUGGGCGUUGCCUGACGUCUUGAAGGAAAAGUACCACUUCAAGGAAGAGGAGGCGAGGCGCAUUGCAGAUUUCCUUUGCCCCAUGCUGGAGCUUGUUCCGGAGAAGCGGGCCAACGCCGGCGGCAUGGCGGGCCAUAUAUGGCUGGAAGACACGGCAGGGAUGAAGGGAGUCAAGAUCGAGGGGCUGGAGAUAGAGGCCGGGGCUGAUGUUGAUGAUGUCAAUGGUUGCGGGAAGGAGAGCAACGAGCAAGAAGAUGUCGGCGAGACUUCCCAAGCUGAUGGGGACAGCGAUGCUGAUGUUGGCGCAAGUGUGUGGGUUGAUGAGGACAACGGCUCCAAUGAAGAAGGCAGUGGUACCAGUCCCAAGGAGUCUGAAGAGGACAACGGGCCAGAUGGGGGCGGGGGAGGAGCAGGAGGAGGUCCAAUCAAGAUCAUCGGGGUUAAGCCAUGGGCCCUCCCUUGA